Molecule: messenger RNA, 4778 nt
Organism: Mytilus californianus (California mussel)
Lineage: Eukaryota; Metazoa; Mollusca; Bivalvia; Mytilida; Mytilidae
Product: chromosome-associated kinesin KIF4B-like
Exons: 23
Coding region: 105-2213 (702 amino acids)
Biological process (GO): microtubule-based movement; mitotic spindle organization
Molecular function (GO): microtubule binding; microtubule motor activity; ATP binding
Source: RefSeq, a predicted model, not a curated record
UGUGUAUUUACACAACUACCUUGGAGAGAAACCCUGGAGCUGGACUCCAGUGAAUUUUUUAUUUUCUUCAUUGUCCUUGCAGUUUUAGUUGUUAAAGUAUAGAUAUGCCGGAAAAUAUAAGUAUAAAAGUGAUAGGUCGCUGUCGCUCACUUACAGGAGAAGAAUCAAGCAAAGGAGUAAAAUCUGUGGUCAAAGUUUCUGGCGAUAAGAUUUUGUUAGAACUUGGUGGAAAGGAACAGUCAUUUGGAUUUGAUGGAGCAUACUCUGGAGAAGUUAAAAAUGAACAGAUUUUUAAGGAGAAAUGUGAGACAAUGUUACAAAGAACUACAGAAGGAUAUAAUUCAACCAUUAUGACUUUUGGCGCAACAGGAGCAGGUAAAAGUCACCUGAUGUCGGGUACAGACGACAAUCCAGGAAUAGCUCCACAGAUGAUCAAAAGAUUAUACCAACAUAUAGCUGAGAAAAGUAACAGAGAGUUCUUUAUAACUGUGUCAUAUCUACAGGCAAUGGAUGAGAAGAUGAUGGAUUUAUUAAAUCCUCACAACAACCAGAUGACAAUCAGACAUCACCCCCAUAAAGGAAUAUUUGUUGAUGGUUUGUCUGAGAUGGUAGUCCAUAGUUAUGAUGAGAUGUCAGAGAUGUAUGAACAAGGCAGGAGAGUUCAUGAAGCUGGAGGUUCUGAUCUGAAAGGCAGCAGGGCAAGAGCUCAUGCAGUAUUUAGUAUAACUAUAGAACAGAAAGAGAGACAGUCCAGUAAAGUAGGAGUCAGAUCUGUUCUUACAUUGGCAGAAAUAGCAGGGUUUGACCAUGGAGGCAGCACAGAUCCAAAAGUUGUUGCAGGUGUGCAAGGUAUGGCAACUGUUUUAAAUGCUUUAGGAGGACCAAAGAAAGGGGGAGCCAUUCCUUAUAGGGAUUCUGUCAUCACUAGAGUUCUUCAGGAAAGUCUUGGAGGAAAUGCUGUUACCAUGGUUUUUGCUGUUGUCUCCCCUGUUGACAAAUCAGCACAGGAAACCAUGACAACACUACAGUAUGCACAAUAUGCUAAAAAUACAAAGAAUCAUGUUAAAAUGAAUCUGGAUGAAACACAUGAUAUAAUUAACGAUUUGAGAGACGAGAUUUCCAAACUUAGAGAAAAGAUUGCAGCACAAUCACAACCUAACAAGGAUGAUGUUUUGAAGAUGGAGGCAUUGGUACAAGAUUUACAGAUAGCCAAGAGGUCUACGUGGGAAGAAAGAGAGAAACAGUCCAGUAAAUAUCAAAAUGAAAGGAAAACUAAUCUGGCUAAUAAGGGUGUACUCGAAUGGGUGCAAGACAGUAUGAAGAAAGGAAACAGGGAGUUACAGGAAAAAUUGAUGCUGCUUCAGAAAGAAAAAGAUCAGCUGACAUAUCAAUACAAAGAGAGACGCAAGGUUGUAGAUGAUCUAAAUGAAGAACUACAGAGGAAGAUUGGAGAAUAUUCAAAACUGACACAAAGUGGAAAGUCAUCAGAAUCUGAGACAAAGAAGAAAGUCACUGCUGUACAUGACUUGAAAGAAAAACUGAAAAAAGAAACUGAUGGUCUAAAAAGACUAAAGGAACAAUUACAAGAACUGACUGAAAAACAGAAAAAUGAAAGAGAGAAUGCUAAGGCUCAGAUAACAUCACUGAAAGGAAAUGCAGAGCUGAGACAGAAAAUUGAGCGUGAAGAAAGAGAGCACUUAGAGAAGGAGCAUGCAGCACUGGUGCAUUUUGAAAUUGACAAAAUGAAGAUGGAUAUUGAAAAUAUCAAACAGGACAUCCAGAUGAAGGUCAACAAAGGUCACACAUACUCUUCUCAGGAAGGAGAACUUUUAGAAGUACAUGUAGCUGAAAUGAAGGCUGAGAAAAAUGUUACUACACUCCAGAUUCAGUUGUUAGAGAAAGAGAAGGCCAGAAUUGUACAAGAGUUAGAGGAUGUACAUAAAGUACACAAAGAUGAGUUAGAGAUACAACAGUUACAACAUUUCCAGACAUUUAGAAGUUAUAGAGAGAUGUUUGAGGAGCAGAAGAUAGCACUAGAUCAGAGAUACAGACAGUUGUUAGAGGAUGCUAUUCAGGAUGCUGUGUUCUUGUCAAGUCGUAACAAUGAAUUACAGGAUGAGAAUAAAUCUCUCAGGCAACAUAUUGCUGAGAUGAAGGAUGUGAUAACUAAACUUGGAGGAAGAAUUCCACCAGAGCCUGGUAUGACUGCUUAGAACAAUCAUGUUGACUUCAGACUUCUGUCCUCGGUCAAAAUAUUCUGCAGACUGCAAUCAUUAUGACUUGUUUUUAAAUUCAAAAGUUAUUCUUACAAUAAUGAAGGGCGUCCUUUUCAAACUUGUGAGGUUUUCAUGAUAGACACAUUUAAAUGCUGCUAUUGACAAUUCCAUUAAACUUCACUUUGUGUAUAAGUCACUUCUAUGAUGGUUUUUAUAUUUCAAAAAAUUAAUUUACCUAAACACCUUAAGUGCUUGUAUUGAAUACCAUUUAAUAUGAUAAUCAAAAGAAUGAACUGUAAAUUUUUAGCUGUUUUUUCCCUAAUACUGGUACAGUUAACUCUUUCCACAAAAUAUUAUAAAACUCUGAAUUAUUUGCCCCUUAUUCAGAAGCUGAAGACUUAUUAAACCAUAGAUAUUUACAUAUUAGUUAAAUAAUAAAUCAGAUUGGUUUACUUUGACUCUAUGACAUUGUCAGAAGUUUUAUUUCUUACAUUCAUUGUAAAUUUAUUGCAGUAAAUAUUCCUGUAGAUUAAUAUGAAAUUUUCAAGGACAAAAAUAUUUUUUCUUAUGAUGGACACAUGUAUAAAUCCAAAAAAUUCUGUCCAUAUUUAUUUAUAACAAUUUGUGUGUUAUAUGGACAGAAUAAUCCAAAGAUAAACAUUCCGUCCACUUUUUACAGUUUCCCUCCAGUCUCCAUGUUGUGUAUAUGUAUUUGUAAAUAAUGAGCAUAUUUGCUACUUUUUUAAGUGCUGGUCACUUAUUUGUUAUUUUUAUAUUAUUAACAAUUUUUAAAUAUAAUUCAUAUGUAUAACUCUAAUAAAAUUAUGAUAUUCCUACAAAAUGGAAGCAGAAAUAGGUGUUACAAAUUCAAAAUGGGCUGUUUCAGAAAUGUUUGCAAGGAGGCAUAUGAAAUAAGUUUUUGGUAGGUGGUUGCAUUUUUUUCAGACAUUUUCAAGUAUUAUAUAGAAUUUUUUACAUUUUACAUAGUUUUUGUUGAGGUUUCUCAUUAAAGAUGCCUCCUAACUUCCGUACAUUUAGUUAGAACAAUCGUAAUUUUUUUUACUAAUAUUUAUCAAUUAUAAAUAGUUACUGAUGUUCUUAUUAACUCUCUUUUUUUAAUAUUAAAACAGAAAUUUGCAACUAUAUAUCGAUUAGGUUUUGAAAUAUUCAUUUAUAAAACUCAUUAAUAAUGAAAUUGCUAUAAAUAUAUUCUUUCUUUCUAAUGAAAAUAACUUUUUUUAAACAUAUAAAACUAUUAAUGUGCUUUCAUAAGACAAGGGAGAUAAAAACAUAUUUGAUGUCUUAUUUCAAACUUUUAAAAUGGUUGCAGUGACUAUAUAGAUACUCACAUUAUUUCAAAAUUCAAAUUCAACUUAAACAUCAUUUAUCCAUUAGUAUAACUUUUUAAAUUGUGAGUUUAUUUUCAGAGCAGGAAAAGAUAAGCUAGAAUCAAUUAUAAAUGUUUUUCUUCAAUUUUGAUAUUUGAGGAAACUAUGCAAUUUUAAUACCUGUAAUGGGACUACAUCAUAUCUUUAUAUUCUAGUAAGAUUGGACAUUUUUAUAUGUUUACAAAAGCACUAUUCACAAUGCAUUUGCACCUGAAAUCUAAAAUUGUUUAUAAAUUCCAGUCUGGUACUUGGAAUUAAUUUUGUGCAAUAUGUGAUAUGUUUUCUUAUAGUGAUUGAUAACUUUGUAAGAUUUCUUGAAACAUUUUAGCAAGGUGUUAAAUUCAGUAAAUAAUGAAAAAAUUCAAUAAAAUGAACAAUCCAAUUAUUACGAUCUAAUUAUAGCCAGUAAUUUUAUGCUACAGCUUGUACUUGAAAUCUCAAUCAAGGAUCUCACAUUAUUUCAGAUUCACAAAUUUUGUCACUAAUUCUGACAUAUGUUUAAAUGAACUGUAAACGUGGAAAUUGAAGCUUAUUUUGCAAUAAUUUAUAAUAUGUGAAAAUAUUUUGAAUUUUGUGAUAGACCUUACUUGUAAAAUGAAUUAAAAAACUAUUUAACAGUCUACUGAAACUCUAAUGACAAUUCAGUACAAUACAUUACUGUAAAUUCAGAAAUUAUUGCGUGCAUUUAUUAUUGCGAUUUUGUCAUUUAAGACUAAAAUGCAAUUUUAAUUUUUGCGAUAUUGAGAAAAAUCCUGUUUAAUUCAUAUAAAAAAUUUCAAAAUGCGAGUUUAAAUUAUUGCGAUUAUAACCCUGUCGCAUUUUUCGCAAUAAUAAAAACAUCGCAAUAUUUUCUGAAUUUACAGUAUUAGUGAAAUGCUGUGAGAUCCACAGAAAAUUCAAUAAAAUUUCUUUUUAUUCCAUAGAAAUUGGUUUUAUUUUCUUUUUCCUGCACAGCAUGUUUUAAGAAUUUGACAAACAGAUAAAAAAAGAAAUCAUUAAUUUUGUUUGUGCAUUAAUGGAUGAAUUUUUUCAAAGACUUUUUAGUCCACUUGUUUGUAUUGAUCAAUACAGUAUUGAAAAUGAAACAAAUAUUAAAACUUUUCAUUGUAACAUUAUAUAUUUGGAAUAAUUUUGUUAAUCAUUAUAUUUAAUAAAUUUUAGAAUAAACUACAAA